Molecule: messenger RNA, 1645 nt
Organism: Ascoidea rubescens DSM 1968
Lineage: Eukaryota; Fungi; Ascomycota; Saccharomycetes; Ascoideales; Ascoideaceae
Product: leucine-rich repeat domain-containing protein
Exons: 1
Coding region: 24-1493 (489 amino acids)
Molecular function (GO): protein binding
Source: RefSeq, a predicted model, not a curated record
GUCGCUGCUUCCUGUUCUUCACCAUGGAGCCUGUCCACUGCAACUCUCUUGAUCCUCUUGCCUGUCUUCCUCCCCAUGUUCUCACCGACGUAUUGUGCAGGGUGCCCUUGCCCAAGCUCUGGCUACUCUCCUUAUCCGAGUCCUUUCUCGUCUCCCAGAUUGCCAGUCUUUAUUUCUACCAGAGCGUCCAUAUGACAAACUACAACCAUGACUACAACAAAUACAACCAUUUUUACGACAGCUUGAACAUUUCUGCCAGCAAGCUCAAGAAGACAAAAAUAAAAUCAGCCGUCCGUAAUAUCUAUAACGACAAUGCACACCGAUCAUGUAUCGACACCAUCAGAAUAAACUUGCUUGAUUUAUUGUCUAAACCUUUUUUUUACCCAAAAUUCCACCUCUUUAACCACAUCACUAUCAAUCUAAACAACGAAUUGUUGAGCCGUAUAGCUGAUUCAAUCACUUUAAACAACUUCCCACCCCAAUUCAACUUUCCUAAUGCCGCCCAUUUGCAAAUAAUCUUCAAAAAAUCUUCCAAAUUGCUUCUCAAAAAAAGCGCUAAUAACAACAUUAACCAGCAGUUUGACGCCUCAAUAAAUGUUCUCAUUAAUAAUUGCUUUCCCAACUCAAGCGCUCUCCUAUCAAAAUUCACUCUAAAUUCCCAGUUGUCCAAUUUCGAUAACCAAUUGCAAUCAAAUUUCAGAAAUCUAACCUAUCUCAAUUUAUCAAAUAAUUUGAUCAACGACUUGUCAGAUUUCCCCUUGACCAAUUUCCCAAAAUUGACAUCUCUAAAUCUAUCUAAAAAUCGUCUAAAGACAAUCAAUGGUCUAAACCAUUUGAAAAACUUGAAGUUUUUAAAUCUAUCAUCUGUUAAUUACUACAAUUUCAAUUCAAGAUGGUUGGAAUCACUAAUCAUAGACAACUUGUCUGAACUAUCUAAUUUGCAAUCCCUAGAUUUAUCAAAUAAUGGUAUAGCUGAAAUCAAAAAUCUAUCCAGCCUAUCCAAUCUACAAUACCUAAAUCUAAGUCAUAACGUAUUAAUCAAAAACAUAGACAAUCUAUCCGACUUGAAAAACCUACAAAUCUUGAAAUUAGUCAACACAAAUAUCUCCAAAAUUGAAAACCUAUCCAACUUGUCUAAUUUAAAAAUCCUAGAUCUUUCUUCGAAUUUAAUCUCAAAAUUGCAAAACCUAAACAACUUAAACAACUUAUCAAAUCUCAUUCUUAAAAACAACUACAUCUCAAUUAUCGAUUUGUCUCAAAUACUUAACUUGAAAAAACUAGAAAUCAUUGAUAUAUCGAAAAGUAAAAUAUCAAAUCUCGAGUUCACCCCCUUUGAUUAUUCAAAUCACUAUAAUACUUUAUUUCCAAAUUUAAAGGCCUUUUACAUCGAUUCAAUAGAUAACAACUCCUUGCCCAAAACAAUAAUUAAAGAAUUCAAGGUUAAUAAUUAUAAAUCCUCUUUAAAUUCUUCUCCAAUAAAAUUAUCUUACUAAUAUCUUCUUAAUAUCUUGUUAUUGAAAUCUUCUUUUGCUCUGUCAUUUAUUUCCUACAUUUCUCAUACUUUCUACAUUUUCUAUACAUUUACUUCAAUUCUUUAAUAUCAUACACAUAUACUUUAAUAUACUUUAAUAUACUUUAACAUCAU